AUGUCAGAGCCGAUCCCAGAAUCCAUUCCUACAAGCCAUGAUCCUCGCAGCAAACGCCCUGUCAAACGACGAGCCCUCACUCCCCUCUCAGAGCAAGCCAAUGAAAUAAAAACGCUCUUCAAAGACCCCUCAAAGGAGAUCAGACUACCAGAGCCAUCAAAACCAAAGACCCUUGCACCGCCCCCGGAGAUAAUCGCGAAUGUCCAGGGAUCCUCUGCUGGAGCAGGAUCAGGGGAGUUCCACGUCUACAAGGCUAGCAGACGACGCGAAUAUGAGAGGAUCAAGCUUAUGGAGGAGGAGUUGAAGAAGGAGAAGGAUGAGGAGGAGUUCAAUAAGGCAAGGGAAGAAGCUAGGCGGAGGGAUGAAGAGAAGACGGAGAGGAAUAGGAGGAAGAGAGAGAAAAGGAAGAAAGGGAAGGGAAAGAAGGGGAAGAGUGGCGGGGAGGAGGGAGGGGAUGAUAAUGCGGGUGAUUUGGGAGUUGUUGAUAAUGGGGUUGCGAAGGGCAGUUCGACGGAUCAGGGGAUCAAGGCUGACGGGCAUGAGAACGGCGAGGUUCCUGGUGUCAUCAUCCAUGAUGAGGAUUGA
Molecule: messenger RNA, 585 nt
Organism: Microsporum canis CBS 113480
Lineage: Eukaryota; Fungi; Ascomycota; Eurotiomycetes; Onygenales; Arthrodermataceae
Exons: 1
Coding region: 1-585 (194 amino acids)
Biological process (GO): negative regulation of protein kinase activity
Cellular component (GO): nucleolus
Molecular function (GO): protein kinase binding; protein kinase inhibitor activity; double-stranded RNA binding
Source: RefSeq, a predicted model, not a curated record